UUAUGGAUACUCAUGCGGUGCAUACAAAUAGAGUGUAGUGUAUAUGCAUUCUUGGUAGCACUAGAAGAUAACAACUUGUGCGUUUGCAGGUGGCAGAGGAUUCAUUUCGACAGGAAAAUUGUGAUUUUUGCUAGUUUCGGGGACUAAAAUGGCGGAGAAACCUUCUCAACCGACCGGCAAAGCCCUUGCUGGAUUCAACUUUGUGGCCAAUGACCAAGUUUGGAAGGACCACAUCAGAUAUGAAGAAACAGCAUCAAAGAGGUGGCCAGAAUACUGGGGCUUCCUUGGAGGCAGUUACAAAGAUCUUGUGAAAGACGACUUUGUGAAGCGCGACGUGAAGAAGAUAGAGCUUCCACCACCCCUGGUCCUGCCUCCGAUCACACCCAUCUCCAGGUAUAUCAAGGUUGACACCUCCCCCAAACCCUUCCCCAAGACCACGGCAGGCAAGAUCGGUUGGAGAUCAUCAGAGACGCAGCACUCUCUUGAAAUCUACGGCAAGUAUGCCCGACCUAAGGGAGGCCUGAUCCGACAGCUCAAUUGGCCGCCUGAAGGUGUUAUAUAAAGGAGACAUCGUGCAUUGUGCGCUUGCCAUUGUCUGCGACCGUCUUUAUCUCGACCUUCAGAAUGACUUUGUGCGUGACUUUAAUCACCGCGGCGAUGCCCCAUACAUGCUGUAUCUUGUUUGACAUUGCAUGGUGGGAUGACAUUGUACAGGCUUCAUAACAAACCAUGAGGCAUCAGGAAAAAUAAACUAUGCAUCAAGGAGCUUAAUAUAUGGGAGCUCACGUCCCUCAUGUACCUGCAUAAAUACGAAUGUUGUUAUUCAGGUUUAUGUUUUUGUUGUAGAUGGUUAAUUUAUUACAAUGUUGAUGAGAGAGCAAGUCACUGUGUAUAACAAUCAAUCAAUCUUUUGCUACCGUGGGGUUAUAUUUCGUUUGUCUUUGAAUCUCAAUCAUUUCUAAUUCUCCCAAAUUGACAUGGCUGCCAUGUGAGGGCAGUAUAACAGGAAAUGACCAAACCUUAUCAUGGACAUGGGCACAUGGCCUUAUGAAAAACUUUUUAUUUUCUGGACUUGUGUCUUAUGUACAAUUGUGUAGUUAAUGCUUUAAACAUGUUUUUUUAUGUAUUUUAGAUAAAACAUGAAUAAAUAAGUGAAUUAAUGUUUUGAAUUAUGUCAUGAAAUUAUAACUUAAAACAUAAAUCAUGGACAAUCCCAUACACGAGACACAGAGAAUUAACGAGUCUCAUCACUUUAACAUCUUUAAUGUGGGAGAAAGUAAAACUUGUGAGUUGUGACCUAGGUUUUUUAUGGUUUUUUUAAAUCUCAGAAUGAUUGUUUUACCAGGAAAAUUGAUUCUUUCAUUCUCUCACAAGAAACCAUAUUGAUCAUGUGACUUUUCCUAUCAUUCUUCUUCUUCAUCCACUUCUCCAUCUUUAUCAGGAAGUACUCACAAGAUGAUUAUAGUUUUCAGUUGAUGGAGAUUUCACAGCUCUUAACCCCUGACAAAAGCUUCCCUGUCGUUUUAUCUUAAUACCUAUCCAAUCCUGAAUCUGCUACCGAUCGUCAUUCAUGGCAAAUCCCCCAUUCUCUUCUCAGAUCACCAAGUUCAUUGGCAUAAGCUGGUGCUAUGUGACUCAUUAUUCCAAACAAACUUUCUAUUUUAGGUAAUGUUUCAUUGCAAACAUGUAUCUUCCUGAAGUUUGCCCUAUUUUUCCCCUCCUUUUUGUGCAUGAAAUUAAAAUCUACAUGUACAUCAUUCAGUAACUAAUCAUGUCGUUUGUUUUACUGGAUAUGCACAUAGAAGUUCUGGCAUUCUUAAAAACGCUCUGAGUAAUCUCAAACUCCAAAUCUUUUUCAUGAUGAAAAAAUAUGUAUGCAAACUUCAAUUGUAAUUUUAAAAUAUUUGUCUUAGAAUUAACAUAUUAAACUGAAAAAUUGUAUGGUACUUACAGUAGUUAUAUAUUGUGUUAUGAAUAUUCAUGUGCAUGUAUUCAAAUAUAGCUGUAUGAUAUUUUCUCUACUUGUUAUGCAAUUCGCACCCGAACCGUCCAAUAAAGAAGUUUUUAUGACACUGAAAUUGAGGAUUUGAUGUUCCACAUACAGUGUUUACAUAUUGUUAUGCAAUAUGCAUGGAAAUCUUGUUAUAACAAAAUGCUGCAUAAUUUGAAAAUUUCCUCUUUGUUAGUGCUCAUCACUUAAUACAAAUGCAUUUUACAAUGCCAAAUACGCUUUGUUAUAACAGGAUUCACCUACUCAUAUUAUGCCAUUCCAUUGUUCUCAGUUGUAUGCGGGCUAUGUGUGUGCUUGCAAGAUAUGAUUAUUUUCAAACAAAAUAUUAAGUCAAUGUGAUAUUAAUUAGUGAAAUGAAAUGGCUAAUAGUGAUAGGUAGUGAAAUGUACUGGUAAUUUAGUAUAAGGUGUUUAGUAUGCAAUUAAAGGAUUAUUUCAGGGUUGAUAAUGUAUUGAUAAAGUAUAGUAAAUACAUUCAUCAAUAUUUUCAUGAACUAUGAAGAACUGUAAUGCUGGGACUGAAUUGCUCUUUAUUAAUCUUGAUCAUAAAUGUUUUAUUCAUCGUUUCUAAUAGCUGGGUUCUUUAUCAUUCUGGCUAAUUGAAUGGGUUUUUUAAUACAUGUUAGGCUAUGUCUCAUAUUAUCCUGGUCAGUAACAACAUGCAUCUGCUUAGGGCCAGGAAGACAUUAAAUUCUGUGUUAAAAGCAUAUGAGUUUAUUUCCCUCUGGCUCAGAAUAGUGGCAAAGCCCAUGUGUAAGAAUAUUUACGUUGAACAAAAAAUAUUUGUUUUUUUAAGGAUUAUGUAAAUCAAAGGUAAACAAAUGAGGGAAUGUAUUUAGAACUUCAUAGAUCAUCCCAGAUAUAUCUGUCAGAUGCACUCUUUAGAUCUCAUAAAUUGCACAGAGACCACUUUAUCUUUUUAUUACAGGGAUUUUAAUCACAGAACUCACACUUCCUAAAAUCAUCAAUCCCCAAAAUAUUGAGAAAGACGGAAAAUAAACAAACCAAAAACAUCUGUCGAUUGGACCGCAGUAUAUCAUCAAUCACUGCAUUAUGAUUAUAGCCAAGAAAGGGGUGAAAUUGUGUUGCUUUUUGCAGUGUUUGAUUUUGUAAUCUGUUUUAAAUUGCAGAUGUGUUACAAUGCUGGCUCUUUGUGACAAUAACAUCGCGACCUCCCUGAUGAAAUCACCUAAUUUUGGAAAUUGAAGAAAAGAUGAGUGUUUGAAGGUCAUUUUAUUUGACUACUACAAAACAUUUGUUGGGUUUAUUUUUAAAAAGUAUACUUUUUACCAGGAGAAUCUACUUUUAUUUCCCAUUUCACUUUUUAUUUUUAUUUUUUUGCUUUGUUUUAUUUUUGUACUACUGAAGAUCUUCAUUCUUGGAUGACUUAUUUUGCUUUAAAUGUCACUUUUUGUUGUGCAAAAAAAAGAAAAUGUUUUGUGAUAUUUAUCUCUUCAGCCGGUUUUGAAGAGAAGUGUUUUGCGAAGUUUAUGAAUGAAUAAAUCAGCGGCACCGUCCAUUAAAAAAUA
Strongylocentrotus purpuratus (purple sea urchin) is the source of this 3539-nucleotide messenger RNA. RefSeq lists its product as uncharacterized. Bases 149 to 562 code for a protein of 137 amino acids. The transcript has 3 exons. The record is from RefSeq and is a predicted model, not a curated record. NCBI's taxonomy places the organism in Eukaryota, Metazoa, Echinodermata, Echinoidea, Camarodonta, Strongylocentrotidae.